Molecule: messenger RNA, 2334 nt
Organism: Fraxinus pennsylvanica
Lineage: Eukaryota; Viridiplantae; Streptophyta; Magnoliopsida; Lamiales; Oleaceae
Source: the annotation of a GenBank genome assembly
AUGAAUUAUCCUCCCAAAUUCAUUUCUGGACCUUUGAGAAAUGCCACUUUUUUCUGUUUCCCGGUCCUGUUUAUGCUCAUUUUGGUUGAUUCUGUGUUGGGAUUUGGGACUAUGGACUCCAUUUCUGCGUCGUUUGGGGAUUAUGGGCUCUUUUGUGCCAUUGAUGCCAGUGGAAAGCAGGCCGUGAUUUGUUGGGACACCAAGAACAGAAACUCGACAGAUUCGAAUUCCUUGCGUUAUUCCUCCAACCUGCCUCCGAUGGCUGCACUCUCGGGUGGAGAUGGGUUUCUGUGCGGAAUUUUGGCGAACACUUCGCAGGCCUUUUGUUGGGAUCCGAAGGAUCCAUCGUCAAACUCUGAUCUGGUUCUUCCGGUACUUCAGUUUAAUGCUUAUUCUCAGAUUGCUGCUGGUAAGGAUCAUAUUUGUGCAGUUAGAGGAUCUUACUAUUCGAAAAAUUAUUUUGGUAGCGUUGAUUGUUGGGACAUUAUUAGAACAUCAAAUAACAGUUUAAUCUCAAAACAAAGUGCUCGGUUCUAUGAUCAGUACAUUAGUAGUCUUGUGUUUGAGAAAAUUGUUUCUGGUAAUGGAUUUAGCUGCGGAUUUAUGAGGGAUGGAGGAUUAAAGUGUUGGGGUCCGAAUUCUGGUACUCUAGGGGUUUCAGGUACGUCAGAUAACUAUGUGGCCCUAACUUCCGGAAUUGACUCUAUUUGUGGGGUUUCGGAGAUCUCUGGAGAGAUCAAAUGUUGGGGUCGGAAUGAUUCAUUUGUUAAUCUGCCCGUUGGGAUUAGACUCGUGUCAAUGGCAGCUGGUGCACAACAUUUUUGUGGGAUCAGAGAGGACAAUCAUGAGAUAGAGUGUUGGGGGAACUUCAAUGCAUCGCUGAUCCCAAAGGGAUCUGGUUUUCUCGCGAUUGCUUCAUCCGACUAUCUUACAUGCGGUAUUCGAGAAGGUGAUUUGGUACUUGAUUGCUGGUUUGCCAAUGUUUCAUCGCCAGUGGAUUAUGAUCCUCCAUUGCAGUUGUGUAGUCCAGGGUUGUGUACCCUUGGUACUUGUGGUGAAGGAAUGUUUUAUUUCAAUGCUAGCCUUCUAAAUGAGCCAGAAUUGACAAGCUUGUGUGCUAGGAAAGAUCUAAAGAUUUGUUUGCCAUGUGGGAGCAAUUGUUCUGAAGGAUUUUUCCCUUCUAGUUCAUGUACAGAGAAUGCAGACAGGAUUUGUACACCCUGUUCUCUCUGCCAGAACAGUUCUUGUUGGGAUAUUUGCAAACUUCACUCCUCAUACAAGGUGCAGCAGCAGCACUGGAAUCAGCUGCCUCAACUACUGAUAGUAGUGGCCUCUUGCAUGGCAGGUUGCUUGUUAAUUAUGUUUGGCUGGUGUCUUUUACCCCGUACUGUAGCCCCAGAAAGCGAAGAACGGAAGAAUAGAAAAUUUGCUUCCUGCAUUCGUAAGCCUGAGCAGGAAAUGGAUGCAAAUGCCGAUCAACAUCCUCCAGCAUCUGUGGCACCAUGUUCAGAGGUAGCUCAAGUUUUCCGGCUUUCAGAAUUAAAGGACGCAACUAAUGGGUUCAAGGAGUUUAAUGAGCUGGGAAAGGGAAGUUAUGGUUUUGUCUACAAAGCUGUCCUCCCAGAUGGAAGACAUGUGGCAGUGAAAAGGGCUAACGCCGCUACAAUAAUCCACACGAAUAGCCGUGAUUUUGAAAUGGAGUUGGAGGUCCUUUGCAAUGUUCGACAUAGCAAUAUUGUGAACUUGUUGGGUUACUGCGCAGAGAUGGGGGAGAGGCUAUUGGUUUACGAGUUCAUGCCCCAUGGGACACUUCAUGAUCACCUCCAUGGGGGCCUUUCUCCUCUGAAUUGGAGCCUCAGGCUUAAAAUUGCCGUGCAGUCAGCAAAGGGACUUGAGUACCUACAUAAGGAAGCUGUACCUCCUAUUGUGCAUCGAGAUGUUAAGAGUUCGAAAAUUCUUUUGGAUGCUGAUUGGGGAGCACGAAUUGCAGAUUUUGGGCUUCUGACUCCACAGGAGAGGGGUCUUAAUGCAGACAUGAGUACUGAUGUCUACAACUUUGGAAUUGUGCUGCUUGAGAUUCUUAGUGGAAGGAAAGCUUAUGAUGCGGACUGCACGCCCCCAAACGUAGUAGAAUGGGCAGUCCCUCUUAUUAGACAGGGUAAGGCAGCUGCCAUAAUUGAUCGAUAUGUGGCUCUGCCUCAAAAUGUUGAACCCCUUUUAAAACUUGCCGAUGUUGCAGAGCUCGCUUUGAAGGAAGAUCCCAAAGAACGGGCGACUAUAUCGGAAUUGGUUCUUUUGUUAGAUCAGUUAGUAAAGGAUGGAUUGAUACUGUAG